AUGGCACUGCAGCAGCCCAACCAAUCUUAUGAUGAGAUAAUUAGAAGAAGUCAAGAAACAUUGGUCCAGCUGAUAACAAACACCCAGUGCUUACUUGAGAAUUUAGUCAACCAUGAAUUUUUUUCCCAUGAAGACUCAGAAAAUGUAAUGCAGUUUCCUACAACGCAAGAAAAGGUUCGUAAGAUUAUUGAUCUGGUAGAAAGUAAGAAGGGGGAAGUUGCUGAGUUUUUCAUAUAUGUCCUUUAUAAAAUUCCGGAAGCCUACUAUGACCUGGACUCCUGGUUAACAGAAAUAGAUUUUCAGCCCUCAGAACAAAUACAGAGUUUACCUAUUACGAACAAUGACCCUGUUACUUUAUACAGCCAGAAGCUCAAACAAGUGUUGUGUAAUGAUUCCACAUUUGUACCGUCUUACUCCCAGCGUGGGGAGUUGGUGCUCCCGGAGACUUAUGUUAAUAGUGUUAUGGAACUUGUUAAUGACAAAAAUGAAACUAUGGGACGAGUAAAUGAUCUAAGUUCCUUGUUUGAUGACACUGGGGUGAUUAAUAAAGAAGGAGAAACUACAUUUAUCUAUGGGGAUGCUGGCAUGGGAAAGACACUUUUGAUCCAAAAGCUGCAAAAUAUGUGGACGGAAGAAGAAUCUUACUCUGAUAUUAAAAUUUUUUUUAGUUUUAGUUUUCGCAGAUUUGUCUUUUUUGAUGCCAGCACUCAGCUCUCUCUGAAGGACUUGCUAUUCAGAUACAACUGCCAUCCAGAUAAUGACCCAGAAGAAGUGUUUCGUUAUAUUUUGAGGUUUCCAGAAACUGUAAUGUUCACUUUUGAUGGCUUUGAUGAAAUGCAGUCCAAUUUUGAUUUAAACAACAUUCCAGAAGUUUCCUUACCUACAGACACUGCCCACCCUGCGGCCUUGUUGAUACAUCUACUGAGUGGGAAAUUGUUAAAAAGAUCAAGGAAAGUCUUAACAGCAAGAACAGGUUGUCAGGUAUCAGGGAAAUUUGUGUGGAAGAGAAUUAUGCUACGUGGUUUUGGUACAGAAAACCUGAUGGAGUAUACUAACUUAUUCUUCAGGGAUCCUAGCGUUCAGAGGCAUGUAAUAAACCAAUUAGAAGCCAACCACAAUAUCAGCAGCUUAUGUUCCAUCCCAUUGUUUUGCUGGAUAAUAUUUAAGUCUUUUGAACAUUUUCACUCCGUAAAUGAGAGUCACACUUUUUCCAGUAGUUCUGUAACACUUACAGAUAUAUUUUUACUCAUAAUUGAAGUUUAUUUGAACUCGUCUAACAGAGGAACCACCAGAAGUCAGGCUGAAACUUACAAGAAGGGUAAGGAGACCUUGCUGUUUAUAGGGAAGCUUGCCUACAGUGGAAUGGACAAUUCAGCCUUUCUUUUUGACUAUGAUACUAUCACAUCUCUAAACUUCCCAGAGCAAUAUCUCCAAUUGGGUUUCUUCAGAACUGUGAAAAAUUACGAUGGAUGUGGUGGAAAUAGCUCUUUUGAAUUUUUUCAUGUGACAAUUCAGUCAUUCUUUGCUGCCUUAUUCCUUGUGAUUGACAGUAGAACUAGCACUACAGAGCUACUGAAGUAUUUCAGUCAUUGUGCACAGUCACCACAACAGGAGCUUCAACCUAAUUUGAUGAAGUGUUUUUGUGCAAAGAAGCACAAGCAGGUCGAUCCUUUUGCAAAUAUUGAUCACUUGCAGUUCAUCAACCUCUUUCUUUGUGGGCUGCUUUCAAAGCCAAAACAAGUUCUCCUUGAACAUCUAGUGCCACCUUCAGUUUUGAAAGUUAAGAGGAAAGCUCUCAAGCAACAACUUUUCAGAAGCUUCAAGUUUCACUUAAAACACCUGCCCCGGUCACCCUUUUUGGAAUUUAACCGUGUUCAUGCAUUGACUCACUUUAUCUGGAUGGCACGAUGUGUAUGUGAGACUCAGUGUGAGAAGGUGGGGAAAAAGGUAGCCAAAGGAAUAUGUGCAGAUUACAUUAAGCUAAGCUUCUGUGGGGCUUCUUCUUCUGAUUGUGGUGCCAUCUCCUUUCUUCUGAAUCUGUACAAGAAAGAAAUUGCUUUGGAGUUGGACAAUAACAAUAUCAAUGAUUAUGGAGUGAAAGAGCUUAUACCAUGCUUCAGAAAACUCACAGUGGUUAGAUUAAGUGUGAACCAGAUCACAGAUGAAGGUGUCAAAGUCUUGGCUGAAGAGUUAACUAAGUAUAGGAUCAUCAAGUUUCUUGGCUUGUACAAAAAUUUUAUUACAGACCUUGGAGCCGAACAUGUGGCAAGAAUCAUUCGAGAGUGCCCCUUGUUGCACCACGUGAUGUUGGGAUACAAUAAGUUUACUGGUGUGGGUGGAAGACAAAUUGCAGAAGCUUUACAAACCAGCACCCACAUUUAUGAAGUGGGGAUGUGGGGAAAUUGCAUUGGUGACGAAGGGGCAAAGGCAUUUGCGGAAACAAUAAGAAAUCAUCCCUGCCUGGAAAUUCUCAGUUUGGCCUGCAAUGGGAUAACCUCAGUUGGAGGUAGAUGCAUUGCUGAUGCAUUACAAAACAACAAAUCGAUCAAAACAUUAUGGUUGACAGAAAACAACAUCACAGAUGAAGCAACCGAGAGCUUUGCUGAAAUGCUGAAAGUGAAUGAGACUCUUAAAACCCUGUGGCUAAAUAAUAACCACAUCACCAACAUGGGAGCCAACAUAAUGGCAGAAGCCCUGGAUCAUAACACUGUUUUGGAGGACCUCAGUUUACAUAAAAACCCUCUCACCCUUGAUGAAGAAGAAGAAGCUUUUCAGAAGAACUCAAGGAUUAGAACCUGAUUCCAUAAUGAAAAACCUAAAGAAUGAGAGGAACAGAGGAAACUACAAGCACUCAGUCCUGUUACACUUUGCUGGUCAUGGCAAUAUGAUAUGCAUAUAACUUAUUAUAACAUAUUAUGUCAUUAUGUUACAUUUUCAAUACUGUAGAAGCUAUUUACAAUCAAUACAUUUUAUGCUUAAACAUGAAAAACACUACAUUCUGCUUUCUAUGGAAUAUUAAAAUAACCCUACUAAAUACUUACAGCACAUGACAUGUUAUAUAGUAGAUGAUAAUUUUCUAGGAAAUCAAUGGGUUUCAUCUAUAAAUAACUGUAUUAAUGCCUACACAAUCUAUCAGAUUUUGUCUAGAAGGUUAUAGAAUAGGAGGAAGGCUCCUAUUGCAAACUUUAUAUUCAUGGCACUAAUGUUGGUUUAAAUAGCAUUUCUACUAUUAACCGCUUAGUCAGAAUGUCAGUUUAUCACUGUUAUCAUUGUUAGUCACCGUUAUUUUGUCAAUUUUGUUUUUAAAAGUUAGGCUACUUUCACAUCUGUGUUGUGCUGUCCGGUUUUGAGAUCCAGCACAGGGUCUCAAAACUGUAGCACAACACUUCAGUUUUGUCCCCAUUCAUUAUCAAUGGGGACAAAAUUGAGCAAACCGUCACGGAGUGCACCAGAAUGCAUUCCAUUCUGGUUUGUAGCGUUUCCA
Messenger RNA from Bufo gargarizans (Asiatic toad), 3484 nucleotides. RefSeq names its product nucleotide-binding oligomerization domain-containing protein 1-like. The transcript is spliced from 11 exons. Gene Ontology annotation, molecular function: protein binding. The record is from RefSeq and is a predicted model, not a curated record. The coding region runs from base 1 to 2799 and encodes 932 amino acids. NCBI's taxonomy places the organism in Eukaryota, Metazoa, Chordata, Amphibia, Anura, Bufonidae. Gene Ontology annotation, biological process: regulation of apoptotic process.